UGUUACCUAGUUGAGCAAUGAAACGUCUGCUAGAAAACCACCAAACUCAGAGGGCACCAAGUCCUCCUCCUCCUCGCCAUAAACCCCUUCUAGUACUGAUGAUGUUACCUAGCUGGGUCAUGAAACGUCUGCUAGAAAAUAACCAAGUUCAGAGAACACCAAGGACCCUGCAGUCGUCCUCCUCUCUGCACACCCCACUCCCUUCCAGCAACUGAUGAUGUCACCCAGUCGGGCAAUGAGAUGUCUUGCAAGAGAACCAGCAAGCUCAGAGAGCAGCAAAGACCCCUCAUUUCAACCCCGAGCUACAAAUACUUGAGAGUAACAGAGUUGGAAGGGACCUUUGAGGUCAACUAGUCCAACCUCCUGCCGACGCAUGGGAUUCCAACUAUCCUCCUUUAUUUGGAGCCUGGCUGUCCUUUGGCUUGAGCGUAGCCUUUGCCGGAUCGGCAUCAUCAACAGCAUCGGCCUCCAGGGAGGGGAUGAUGGGCACUACAGGCAGCCUUCCCCGCCCUCCCCCACCCAUUGGCAUGUCCGCCUCCGGGCUCCCCUCCCUCCGGAGGGCCGGUCCUUGCCGGGAGUCUCCGCCCGCAGCCCGCUGGUGCUUCGGCCGGGCCUUUUAUGGCAAUCCUGUGGCCGGAGGACGGCCUGGCGGGACUCAGCCCCCGCAGGAGCCGCCGGGGAGGGCUGGGCGGGUUCCGGAUGGGGGAGCGGCGCCCUUGGAUCGCGGAGGGGGAGGCAGCCCAUCGCUCGCUCGCUCUCCCGGGCAGCCUCGCCAACAGGGCGCCCGCGGAAGAGCAGAAGCCUUCCCGGCCGGGGGGGGCUGUUUGCACGCUUCCCCCUCCGCGCUCGCCCCCCACGCAUCAAUCCUCGGGCUUCGCGGCUUUGGAAAGCCGGCAAAUCCACCGGCUGUUCUCUGCUUUUCCAGCAACGUGGCUGGGAAGUCGUGGGAACGCAACGCCGGGACGGUUUUGGCCGCUGGGUUUGCUUUGCAUGCAUCUCCUGGAAGAUGCCAAGAUGUUGUUCUCUCUACUUGGGAAGAAUAAAAACCGCGGCAGAAAAUUACACAGGCUUCGUUCUGAGAUAUUCUUUGACUCUUUGGAGAAGACAGGGUGCCGUCCGCCAAGCAGUGUCGGCUGGCGGCCCCCAGGGGAAGGGCCUUCUCUGUGGGAGCACCUACUCUCUGGAACGAGCUUCCCCCCCCCCCCGGUUUACGCCAAUUGCCUGACCUUCGGACCUUUCGCCGGGAACUGAAAACUUAUUUAUUUAUCCAAGCGGGACUGGCCCGAUUUUUAAAUUUUAAAUUUUAAAUUUUUAAAUUGUAAUUUUAUUGGGUAUUUUAUAUGGUCAAUUGGACGGUUUUAAUUUCGGCCUUUUAUUGAAUAAGUUUUUUAAUUGUUAUUUUAGUGUGUAUAUUAAUUGUUUUAAUGUAGGCUGUACACAGCCCUGAGUCCUUCGGGAGAAGGGCGGUAUAAAAGUUUAAUUAAAUAAAUUAAUUAAUUAAUUAAACUAGACAUACCUGGUUCCUGCAACCGUUCUGUGUAUGUUUUACCCUCUAGUUCCCUAAUCCUCUUUGCUGCUCUUCUCCGCACUCUUUCCAACAUCUUUUGUGUAUUCAUAGCGACCAAAACUGGAUGCCGUAUUCCAAAGGUGGUCUUACCAUGGCAUUAUAAAUUGUUCCUAAAUGAAAUGAAAUUAUAAAUCAUUACUAAAUGGAAAAAAAAAACCCACACUGCGAAGGGAAAAGUUGAUCCUUGGGUUUUUUAUUCAAUCCUACCAACAACCCAGACAGGUAGGCCAGGGCAGAAUUAGGAUUUGAACUUCUGACCUAGCCUUUUCUUCUUUCAAGUGAUGCUAGGGUCACAUCUGCAGCAUUUGGUGGGUUCCUUUCAGAGGGAUUCUGUUUUGGGGGGGAGUUCAGCAACAAGGCCAGAAAUGUGGAGGAAGAAAAAGGUGGCUUUUGUGUUAAAAAGAAAAAAAAAUGAAGUAAAGGUUACUUAUUGAAGUAAAAUUGUGACUUACGACCACAAUUGAGUUCAAAUUUUCUGUUGCUAAGCAAGACUUAAAAUACUUAAAAUACUUUUUAAAAAAAAAAAAUACUUUUUUUUAAAAGACUUAAAAAAAGACUUAAAACAAUUUGGUUUCAGGAAAAACAAUUUGGUUUCAGGAAAAAGUUAUCAUGUAACUUACAACUUCUCCACUGCAAAAACAUAUGGACUUCAAAUCUAGAUCAAGGCAAAACAAUAGAUGCAAUCUACAUAGACUUCUGCAAAGCUUUUGACUCAGUAGUACACGAUAAACUUCUCCUUAAACUAACAUCCUAUGGCAUCUCAAGACCCCUCCACAAAUGGAUAUCUGCUUUUCUGUCUAACAGACAACAAGUGGUCAAAAUUGGCAAUGCUUUAUCAAAUCCUGUUCCUGUCAAGAGUGGCGUUCCUCAAGGCAGCGUCCUUGGACCAACACUCUUUAUUCUAUACAUUAAUGAUCUUUGUGACCAUAUCUCAAGUAAUUGUGUUCUCUUUGCUGAAGAUGUCAAACUAUUUAACACCACAGACAACACUUCUAUCAUUCAAAACGACCUUGACCAUCUAACCGCUUGGUCUAAAAAUUGGCAGCUCCAAAUUUCAACCAGCAAAUGCUCAGUCUUACAUAUAGGAAAAAAGAACCCAAACACUAAGUACAUACUAGAUGGACAUUACCUCACAGACGACCCCCAUCCCGUUAAAGAACUUGGAGUUUUCAUGUCAAAUGAUCUAAGUGCCAAAGCCCACUGCAAUUACAUAGCAAAAAAAGCUCUAAGAGUUGUAAACCUAAUUUUGCGUAGCUUCUUUUCCAAAAACACCACACUACUAACCAGAGCAUAUAAAACAUUUGCUAGACCAAUUCUAGAAUACAGCUCACCUGUUUGGAACCCUCACCACAUCUCUGACAUCAAUACAAUUGAACGUGUCCAGAAAUAUUUUACAAGAAGAGUUCUCCAUUCCUCUGAAAACAACAAAAUACCUUAUCCCACCAGACUUGAAAUCCUAGGCUUAGAAAACUUGGAACUCCGUCGCCUUCGACAAGACCUAAGUUUAACUCACAGAAUCAUCUAUUGUAAUGUCCUUCCUGUCAAAGACUACUUCAGCUUUAAUUGCAAUAAUACAAGGGCAACCAAUAGAUUUAAACUUAAUGUCAACCGCUUUAAUCUAGAUUGCAGAAAAUAUGACUUCUGCAACAGAAUCAUCAGUGCUUGGAAUACUUUACCUGACUCUGUGGUCUCUUCCCAUAACCCUAAAAGCUUUAACCAAAAACUUUCUACUAUUGACCUUACCCCAUUCCUAAGAGGACCAUAAGGGGCGUGCAUAAGCGCACAAACGUGCCUACCGUUCCUGUCCUAUUGUUUUUCUUUUCUUCUUCCUAUAUAUGUUUAUAUGUGUAUAUACUAUAUAAUCUUUUUGUAUGAUGUUAUGACAAAAUAAAUAAAAUAAAUAAAUAAAAGACAGUGAUUAAAUGAGUUUUGUCCCAUUU
Ahaetulla prasina is the source of this 3507-nucleotide messenger RNA. RefSeq lists its product as uncharacterized. The transcript has 3 exons. The coding region runs from base 619 to 1251 and encodes 210 amino acids. Lineage: Eukaryota; Metazoa; Chordata; Lepidosauria; Squamata; Colubridae. The record is from RefSeq and is a predicted model, not a curated record.